Molecule: messenger RNA, 11711 nt
Organism: Phycodurus eques (leafy seadragon)
Lineage: Eukaryota; Metazoa; Chordata; Actinopteri; Syngnathiformes; Syngnathidae
Gene: nav1b
Product: neuron navigator 1b
Exons: 33
Coding region: 571-6762 (2063 amino acids)
Biological process (GO): neuron migration; nervous system development; microtubule bundle formation
Cellular component (GO): microtubule cytoskeleton; axon initial segment
Molecular function (GO): ATP binding; ATP hydrolysis activity
Source: RefSeq, a predicted model, not a curated record
UUAUCCGGAGGAAGAGGAAGACGAUGGGAGGCGAGGUGCGAGGAUGCGGCGUUCAGCACUUUCUCUCCUGCUCGGGACUUGACUGCAAGACAGGACACGACGAGGGAGCAAGAGUAAUUGGAGCCCGUGAGGGUGGUGCCGAGGGAGCCCGAGCUCCAAAACCUGCCGUGACAAUUCAAAUCGGCCCAGUUGAACGGUUCCGGCUGUGAGCGAGAGCCGCCGCCAAGCCGCCGUGCGACAGAUGGACGAUCGACUAAAAUUAGGAACCUUUUUACCGGGUGCCACUUUUAGCUCUUGGAAGGAACGGUCCGGUUAGCCUGGGCUGGCAUUUACAGAGAGGACGCUGACCGUGGCGGCGGCGGCGGCGGAGGAUGCGACUGGAGCGUGGUUACGCAAGCGGGGAAGGGAGCAGCCCACCCCGAGGCUACUGAAGGAUCUCCCGUCCGGCGUGCAAAGAAAGACUUGUCAAGAUAUGCUUCAUGAUCACGCCAGCGUCCACCGUUUGAGAGCCUCCCUGCCAUGAUUUUCUUACAGCAGCAGCAGGUUACUUCGAGUUAGCAUCGACGCAGGAUGCCUCUCUCCAAAGCAGACCCCAAACUGCCAUACAGCGGCCUUCCCAAUCCCACCACGCACUUCCAGCAUUCCGCAAGGCGACUUCCUUCCUGCUCCUCCGGAUCCUCCGAGCUGCUGCUGAAAGGUUCAUCUGUGAAGAACCUUCAGCAGCGAAGUUCCAGAGCGUAUUCGCAACGGAGCUCGGCAGCUGCGACACAGCGGAGUGACGGAACGUGCUCGGCGUACAGCAGCCCUCGUAUUCCAAAAAGGGAAGCCCCUCACUCAAAAGACACACUAGACCUGAGAGACCUCCAGCUUAGAAGGAACACCAACAAGAACUGGACCUUUGGGAAAUAUCGCCAGAGCAACGUGGACAACGCCCACGGUGCUGACAAAGCCGCAUUAUCCCGGCAACAAUACGCCAAAGGAGACAACAGGAAUGUGGAGUCUUUGGAGGGAAUGGGGAGCUUCCAAGGAGAGGUGAGGAGCAAUUCUGAGCGGAAGAGGAAUGCUUCCAGAACAAAGCUUCCGGGAAGGGUGAACAUGGCGGCUGUCGCCCCCUUCAGGUACAGGUGUCAGGCUCAGGAGGAGCCAAAGGCCACGUUGGAGGACCUGAGCGACUGCUCCUCAGACUCCAUGGAGGUCUGCUGCGACGAUCUUGGAGGCAUGCUUGGGAAUAGUGUGAAAGGCAGGGAAGGAGAUUUCAAGAUGGAUAGCUCCAAAGCAUACAGCCAAGCAGAUGGCAAAGGACUUGGCUUUGGGGCCAAGAGGGCCAAAUCUGGGGCACCUCAGAGUACCCAACGGGGUGAACUCAAGGUUUACCGGGCGGGUAGCUCCGAGGGCAGGCUGCCGGUGGCCUCCGGCCUUCGCAAGCAGAGGUCCAUGACCAACCUGGCCGUGCUCACCGACGCCGAGAAGAAGUUGCACCUUUACGAGCCCAAGUGGAGCGAUGACAUGGCCAAGACCGGUGCGGGCGCCCCGAGGAAGACAGGCAAGCCGGCAGGCAAGGCGGCAGGUCGUGGUGCACCACUUUCUCGCAACCUCUCCAAGUCAGAACACUCUCUUUUCCAAGGCAAACCCAAGCCCUUCGCCCCUUUGGCAGCUCCCUCAGCUCCCGGCAAGCAAAGCCGGAUCCCUCGCGCUCCGUAUGCAGAGGUGAAGCCCCUCAGCAAAGCCCCCGAAGACGGAAGGUCGGAUGACGAGAUCCUUUCCAGCAAGGCCAAAACUGCUACCAAGAAGCCGGGAGGUGGAGGGGAUUCUGGCUCCAAGGGCCAGGGGGAAGAAGGUGGGGACAAACCCUUCCUGAAGGUGGACCCCGAGCUUGUGGUGACAGUGCUGGGCGACCUGGAGCAGCUGCUCUUCAGCCAGAUGUUAGAUCCUGAGUCGCAGAGGAAACGUACGGUGCAGAACGUCCUCGACCUCCGGCAGAAUUUGGAGGACACCAUGUCGAGUCUGCGGGGCUCUCAGCUCAGCCACAGCUGUGCGGACAGCAGCAAUGUGGGCUACGACAGCGACGACACCAAUGCCCGCAGCAUGUCCAGCCUGUCCAACCGCUCCUCGCCGCUGUCGUGGCGUCACGGGCAAGCCAGCCCUCGCCUCCAGGCGGGCGACGCCCCGUCCUCGGCGGCGGGUGGGUACCAGGGGGCCAAGACCAUCUCGCCGUACGUUGCCCAAACCAUGCCGGCUCGCUGCUCGGGCAGGCUGAGCGGGACAUCGCGCGUGGAUCUUCUGGACGACGGAGACCUCAAGUCUGGUUACCUGAGCGACAGCGACCUUCUGGGGAAGAGCCUCCCGGAUGACGAAGACAACCUCACUAAUGGCUGGGAUGAAAGCAGCUCCAUCAGCAGCGGGCUCAGUGAUGCCGACGGCGAGGUUUCGGACAACCUCAGCUCCGAGGAGUUCAACGCCAGCUCGUCGCUCAACUCGCUCCCGAACACACCGCUGGGAUCCAGACGCAACUCGUCCGUCAUGCUCCGCACCGACGCUGAGAAGCGCUCCCUGGUGGAAAGUGGACUCUCCUGGUACAGCGAGGAUGGCAAGGCGGGCCACAAGGUGGACGCGUGCGGGUACGACACGGGCAGUCUCAAGACGGAAGCGCAGAGCAAGUGGAGGAAGAAGCCGCCCAGUCUGAGCGAUGAGCUGAGCGUCAAGGGCGAAACAAGGAAACCUCAGAGUUUGGGCGCACCAGGGAGCUUUAAGAAGAGUCGAAAUCCUCCGGUGGGGGUCACCUCCCCCAUCACCCAUACGUCGCAGAGCAUGCUGAGAGUGGCAGCGCCAAAAAACGACAAGCCACAGGAUAAAUCCAAGAUUUCCAUCAAGACGGCGGGUCUGCAACGGUCACGUUCUGACGCCGGCCGGGAUCAUCACAUGGAGCCCCGAAAGCCACCGUCGGGUUUAGUCAAACCCACGACCAGAGCCUCCUUUGGCUACAAGAGACCGCCUGCAGCCACUGGUACUGCCACAGUGCUGACAGCAGGGGGUGCCACCAUCUCCAGUGGCUCUGCUACUGUGGGGAAAACUCCCAAGUCCUCAGGCAUGUCAAUGAAGCCAGUAGGGUCAGGAGUGCCUUCUGGACGUAAGAACAGCUUUGAUGCCAGUGGCGAGCCGAGCUUCCUGGGGCCCAGUGCCCGGAACAGCAUCCAGUACCGCAGCCUGCCUCGACCCGCCAAGUCCAGCACGCUCAGCGUCAUCGGUCGUCCCGUGUCCCGACCCGUCAGUGGUACUAUAGACCCGAGUCUGCUGACCAUGAAGCCCGUCAGCAUGGCAAGCCCCAGAGUUAAAGAACCCACAAGUUUUAGCAGCAAAAUGUCUAAUUGGACCAUCAUUGUCCCGGUGAACCAGACCGACCGGGAGAAGGAGAAGGCCAGGGCCAAAGCCGUGUGCGCUGACAUGGACAUGGACUGUGCUUCCCUGAAAGGAGAUCAGGUUCCGUCCGAGUCCUCGCGAGAAUCCAUCGUGAAACUGCACGGCCUGAGACGAACCAGCAGCAGCAAAUAUCCCGAACUGUCGUCGCCCACCACACCGAGGAUGUUAGCCAAGUCUUUGGGACGUCCACCCAGCUUGGCUCACUUGGACAAGGUCAACUCCAACAGCCUGGACUCCUGUGUGACAAUUCAGGACCUCCCUCCCAAAGUCCCCCCUUACUCCAAGCUCCAGGACUUGGUUUCCUCCCACUCAGCAGCCCGCCUGACUCCCAGCCCGGCGCCCGUGCUGCACAUCGACUCGCCCGGCUCGUACACCGGCGACAGCCUCGGGGGGUCGCCCCUGCUGUAUCCCAAACUGUCAACCAUGCACCGCAGUAUGGAGUCGCUGCCCCUGCAGAUGAGCGUGCCCCCUCGAUCCAGGUUUAGCGCCAAUGAGUCACAGGAUAAGGAACGAGGCGCGGGGACGUGGGGUGCUGGGAGCAGGACGUCCCUCAACCUCUCAGAAGGGUUGCAGACAGAUAGGAACACCUUGCCAAAGAAAGGCUUAGAACGCUGCAGCUCAAGCCUGUCAGAGAGUGACGGCAUGAAACCGGGACGACGCCACUCGCAUAACGCGGCGUCCGAGCGCAACAGCCCGCCUCAGCUGCCGUCGCCCACCCGUCCGCUCCACCUCCUGUCCGCCACCAAAGCGCCUCUCACCAACGUGGUUGCCCCAAUUUCUUCUUUGGGCACCGCGAGGAUAUCGCGCUCCAACAGCAUCGGGCCUCCCGGUGACUGCGAGCUCUACGGCUCCUCCCCGCUUGGCAGCCCCAUGUCGCUGGCGGAGCGGCCCAAAAGCAUGAUGCGCUCCGGCUCUUUCCGUGAGCAGGCGGACGAUGUGCACGGCUCUGUGCUCUCUUUAGCUUCCAAUGCUUCAUCCAACUACUCCUCCUCGAAUGAGGACAGGAUACAAGGGGAGCAAAUCCGCAAACUGCGCCGCGAGCUGGAAUCCUCGCAGGAGAAGGUCGCCGACUUGACCAUGCAGCUGUCUGCCAACGCUAACCUGGUCGCAGCUUUUGAACAGAGCCUGGCACUGAUGACAUCUCGCCUGCAGACCUUGUCUGUUUCCUCUGAACAGAAGGAUUCUGAGUUGAAUGAUCUGAGGGACACCAUCGAGAUUCUGAAGACUAAGAACACCGAGGCCCAUGACAUCAUUCAGGAUGCUCUCAAUAAUUCCGAAAUCGUAUCUAAAGAACUUCAGAUAAAUCGUCAGAACUCAUCGGAAAGCCUCUCCAGCCUCGCCAGCACUAUCAGCCACUCGAGCAUGGGCAGUCUCAAGGAACAGGAGGCCAAGAAGAAGAAGAAGAAAAGCUGGUUACGCAGCUCAUUCAACAAGGCUUUCAGCAAGAAGGGGUCUAAGACAACAGAGCCCUAUGCCGACAUUGAGGAAAUCGCCACCCCAGAGUCGUCGGCACCACCGUCGCCCAAAGUCCACCGUGAUGGGGCUGACUCUCCGCCAUCGUCCAUGAAAGACUCAGCCUCUGCUUCAACAUCCGGGCUCUGUGAGGGAAGCGAGGUGGCGGAUGAUAAGGUUGUGUUGGACCUUCGCUCAGAAUUGUGGGAGAAGGAGCGGAAACUUACUGACAUCCGGCUGGAGGCUUUAACCUCAGCCCAUCAGCUGGAGCAGUUGCAGGAGACAAUGACCAACAUGCAGAGGACUGUGGAAAAUCUCAAGGUGGAGAACGACCAACUGAAGACAAGCAGCCUGUCCCCCUGUCCAUCUCCCGGACCCUCCAGCUCCAUUUCCCAGUCCUCGUGUCUCACAUCUCUCGCCAACUUGUCACCGCGACAUUCCCUCACAGUGCACGAGGCCAGAAGAACCAGCACAGAUUCCAUGGAUUGCGCAAGCCUAUCUUCGCAGCGAGACGACCACCGUGUCAGGGUGGUGGUUUGCGUUGCAGAUUUGCACGUCUUCAAAGAUGAGGUGAAACAGCAGGACUUCUUCCUGGGUACCGUCAGAGUCAACGGCAGGAUGGACUGGCCCAUGCUGGACUCUGCCGUCAGCCAGGCCUUUAAGGUUUACGUUGCCAAGGUGGACCCCACCUACAGUCUCGGCCUGUCGACCGACUCCAUCUACAGCUACAGCAUGGGUCACAUCAAGAGGGUGCUGGGCGGAGAGGCUCCAGAGACGCAGCCCUCACGUUGCAUGUCCCGAGGUCCCACCAGCAUCACUGUGGCGCUCAAAGGUUUAAAGGAAAAGUGUGUGGAUAGCCUCGUCUUCGAGACCCUAAUACCCAAACCCAUGAUGCAACACUACAUCAGCCUGCUGCUCAAACACCGCAGACUCAUCCUAUCUGGACCAAGCGGAACAGGCAAGACCUACCUGGCCUCGCGGCUGGCCGAGUACCUGGUGGACCGCAGCGCCCGUGAAGUCUCCGACGGCAUUGUGGUGACCUUCAACAUGCAUCGUCAGUCAUGCAAGGAUCUGCAGCUGUAUCUUUCAAACUUGGCCAAUCAAAUAGACCGAGAAACCAGCUCUUCCGAAAACCCUCUGGUCAUUAUCGUGGACGAUAUUCACGAUCCGGCUUCCGUCAGCGAACUAGUCAACGGAGCGCUGACGUGCAAAUACCACAAAUGCCCGUACAUCAUCGGAACGAGCAAUCAGCCAGUGAAGAUGACGGCAAACCACAGCCUGCAUCUCAGCUUCAGGAUGGUGAUCUUCUCCAACAAUGUGGAGCCAGCCAAUGGCUUCCUGGUGCGCUAUUUGCACAGGAAGCUGAUGGAGUCCGAGGACGAGCAGAACCUGACCAAUGAGGAUCUGGUCCGGGUGCUGGACUGGGUUCCGAAACUGUGGUAUCACCUGCAUACCUUCCUGGAGAAGCACAGCACGUCGGACUUUCUCAUUGGCCCGUGCUUUUUCCUGUCCUGUCCAGUCACUGUAGAUGAGUUCCGGUCAUGGUUCAUUGACCUUUGGAACCAUUCUAUUAUUCCCUACUUGCAAGAGGGAGCCAAGGAUGGCAUCAAGUUCCACGGCCAGAAAGCGGUGUGGGAGGACCCCGUGGAGUGGGUGAGGGACACGCUGCCUUGGCCUUCUGCCCAACAGGACCAGGCCAAGCUGUUCCACCUUCCUCCCCCGAGCAUCGGUUCCAGUAGUCCCGGUCAAGCCGGCGAGGAGAAGUCUCGCAAGGAGACUACACCCAGCUCAGUGGAAUCUGAUCCGCUGAUGGCAAUGCUUUUGAAACUCCAAGAGGCUGCCAAUUACAUCGAAUCCCCAGACAAGGAUGACCCCAGCCUGCCAAGACUGUGAACAAGCUGACACUUUAAAAAAAACUCAGCACUUCAUAUGAAAAAAAAGUCAUUGUUACUCGUCUGCUGUAAGGACAAUGUACUGUGCAUUAGGGAACCCUCAGAAAAAAAGAAAAAGGUUGUAGGUUGAUUUUGAAGCAUCAUUCCUACAAUGAAAAGUUGAAAGUGAAAAUCAUGCAGAAUUUUUAAGAAAGUAUAGGUGAACUUAAACAAAACACAUAUAUAAAGGAGGUCCUCGCUUUACGACGGCAUUCCGGCCUACGACAGCGACGUAACCCAGAUGUCGACAUAAAUCCAAAUGAAUUGGAGUCUACCACUAACCUUGUUCAAUUGGAAUUGGAAUUUAAAGACCUUUUAAAAUGAAUUGAGAGAUUUGUUUCUAAAUACUAUACCUUGGACGAUAAUUGCUGAAAACGUGCAAGAUUAUGAUGUACUCAAUUAUGGAAAUAUAGCAUCAAAUUGCUUUUACCAUUUCAGUUUUCCUGAUUUUUGGGGCGUGGCUAAAACAGCCCCGGUGACACACUUAGUCGCCAGUUCCAACUCCCCCACAAUAUAAUAACUUAAGCGCCUUCGUUCACAUGACUCGUUAUGCGGCGCAAUUGUGAGUUACCUAGCUAUUAUUGCUAAGCUAGCUGGUGGCUAGUGCCUCCCAUUGCGACGUGGAAAACAACCCGGAAGGAUGUAUAGCAGCCACUGCAUGGUUUAAAUGGACAUACGCUUGCGGCUCAAACAUAUAUGUAGGCAUAAGAAAGGUGCUAGACCAUUUUUCAGCUGGGCCUGGUUCCACACAUUUAGCGGAAACAAAGAGAACGGCUUGAACGGCUCUCAAUUUUAUCACUACAUACUUUUUUACGUUUUUGUUUUAAUCUUUCAAAUUUGGCAGGGUUGUUAAAAACACUCUUCUGUGGUGUGUCAAAUUUGGAAAAGCGUUUGUUUUCACUUUAAGUUCACCUGUAAAGGUUACAGUGCUUUUUAGAGUCAUCCUGAAAUUCCCUAAAGCUCAAUAUCUGUAAAUGCGGCGGUAACUGAACUCUUGCGCCAGGAGCAGCAUUUUUAUUUUUUUUGCCGCUGUGCCGUUUGUAACCUUUUGUACAAUAUGUCGGGACCGCCGUAAACCGAGGACCCCCUGUAUUUACACGAUUCCUUUCAGGUCCCUUGACCACCUCUCUCCCUCAGUCCUCUUCUUAGAUUGGUGCUAAAAGUUAAAAAAAAAAAAAAAACACUUCAGGAGAUGUCCGAACCAUCACACCCUGCGCAGCAUAACGCAGGGAUCUGUGUGCUCGUCCACUGAAGCUGUUCUCAAAAGUAAAAAAAAAAAAAAAAAAAAAAAAAAAAAAAAAAAAGUAUGACAGCACAAUGGAAGUUGCUGAAGUUCAUAUCUGCUGCAUCCGUCUCUUAAAGCCAAAUGUUACACGUUAUGCAAUCCCCUGACUUUCCAACUUGAUCAGGUGAAAAAAAACUACAAAGAUGCCUUAAAGAAGAAAAAAACAAUUACUGGUGCUUAUGUCAGCAUAGCUCCUUAUUAGCAGGUUUUGAUGGCCUUUCAUUUUCUGCCGCUACUUCUCACUUUGAACUUGCACCUCCAUAUUCACAAACUGGAAAAUGUUGCUGUCAUACUUUUUUUCCCCCACCCCUCUCUCUGCAACUGUUCUAGCACUUUUUUUAUUUUAGCUGCUUUAACCUUGAAACACACACAAAUAUCACCGCUGCUGCCAUGUACAGUAUAGCAGGUAUUACGUUCACAAUUACUCCACCAGCAGGAGGAGAAUGAUGAUACAGUUUGACUCCACUUCCUUAAAAACUCGACGCGAGGAAUAUUAGCGCCACACAGAAUACGGGUGCAUCUUACUAAAAGAGAAUAUCGACGGAAAACUAAUUUCAGUGGAUCAAUUCAAAAAUAAAAAUUCAGAUUGCAAACAGAUUCACAACACACGAUGUGAAAUAUUUUAUUUUUUAAUCAUUUUGAUGAUUAUAGUUUACAGUUAAGGAAAAUCACAAAUUUACCAUCUCAAGAAUUACAUAAGAAACAAUCAACUUGAUUUUUAUUGGAGAAUUUAGGUAGGUAGGUUUUGCCAGGUGUUAUCCAUAUAACUAUACAACAACAACAAAAUCCAAGCUGUGUCGCAAACAUUACUGGUAUUUUAUCCCAGUCUAUGCUGUUCAGGCAAACAUUGGUAGAAGGACUUUUAAAACCUAUUACUGCUCAACAUUCCAAAAGACUGUUCAACAAUCCAUUUGUUUGGAUUGCUCAUUAAGUCUCCCGACAACAACUGAUAAAAAUAGAACAAAUCUGUUCUAGCAAUCCUACUUUUGUCGUUAUAAAACUUUUGAAAACACGAGACCUGUUGUUUUAACUUGCAAUUCACCAUAAACAAGGCAAUGGUUUUGUUUCGAAACAAGUAUCUAAAAGUUAAAUACAGCUGAAUUGUACUUAACAAAAGUUCUAUACUGGAUUAAUUUUAUUUUUUUAAGCCACUAUAACAUUAUGCACAUUCUGAACAUUGAAUUCAGUGUUUGUUUGUGUACCACGAGUGACCACUGACCUACAGCUAUGAUUUUUGUCCUUUCUGUGCGGCGCUAAUAUGCCUUCAUAAGCGGUCGCGUUUCUUACAAACCGAAUAAUCACUCGCGUAUGUGAAACCCGAAAACAUUAUUCCGAAUCAUGUCCGCAGGUGCGAAUGAUUGUAAGACAAAGGUCAUAACGGAUGCAAAGACGAGUAUAAAACAUGUAGCAAAGUUACUUAGCUAAUAAUGAGAGCGAAAGCCAAGGUGAUUGACUUUAAAGCUACCGACGCCCACUUCAUUGUCCAUUCACGUCAUAAACUUCACCAGGAAAAGCUUAAAAUCAAAUGUUGCAUAGUAUCGACAUUUUCGUAGGUUUGGUGCUUUUACCGUUGUUCGCUGUCGAAGAUCACGCAACGAUUCAGGGUAGGUUGGUCAGAUUGUUGACGUUAAAUAGAUUUUGAGAGUAACUUUAUAUAUAUAUAUAUAUAUAUAUAUAUAUAUAAACAAGUGGCGUCACGUGAGACAUUGUACCAUGUAUAUGACCAUAUCCGUGUUACGGUAUUGGUGGAUUGCUCCAGAGUCAGAAUGAUUUAACACUUUGGAAGGUGCUUCAUGUAUUUAUUUUGUGUGUGUGUGUAAAAUAUACAUAGAUUGUCCCUAAAAUAGUAAAUGACUGUAUUACAUCAAGCGGGGUACACACAUAGCGAUUUUUAACAGCGCAAAUGAUUUUUUUAAAAAAUGUGACAGAUGCCAUACUUGACCAGGAUGCACUCAAGUUGACCAACACAGCACACCACACACAUCGACAAUCGUGUACGUCAAGCCCCAAACCAGAUGUCUGUCAUAGUACCAAGACCGACCUGUGUGAGGCAGCAUUGUGCCACAGACCAUCCAGACUGCUGAUAAAUACAGCAAAGUAGAAAGAGUAGUAAUAGAAGAAGAAAUAGAAAAAGGUUUUUCUUUUGUAAAUUUUGACCAGGUUUUGACAUUUGUUGUUAGCCUAAUAGCAUAAUUGCUGAAUCCAUUUUAAUCUCGCUGUUACCAAAUCAAUGAAAAAUAUUUAGGACUUGCUAAAGAAAUAUAUUGUUUUUUUCUCGUUUUCUUUUUUUUAAACGUUUAAAUAGGAUUUUAGGCAAUUACGCUACUAGGCUAGCGAUUUAUAUUUGCCAGCCCUGACCAAUUUUGAAGCUGAUCGGGAAAAGGAAAUAUAUAUAUAUCAUUGACAUAAUUGAUUAAUCAAAGUCAACUCACCUUAGCGUCGACUACAAAAAAAUAUGAAGUCGUUCAAUCCCGAUUUGGCACACCCCACACCAUAGGAUAAUCACCUAGGAUAAUCUUUAAAAGACAUGCGAUAAGUGGGCCUAUGCUGACUUUGAUUGGAAAAAUGCUGAAAUUUGACCCGAUUAUCGAUAUGCGUGUACUCUGCUUUAAGGAUGUGGUGUUGAAUGAACUUCAUAUGUGCUUAAAUCCUGUUAAUGAAUGUCCAGCCACUUUAACGUGACACGAUAAAUUAUACGUAAAGUUAAAACGGUCGCUUGGUUGCGACUAGCCGACUCUGAUUGGUCAACAUAGCUUUCCAAGUGAAUACAAAGAUGAGUUUCACACACACAAAAAAAAAAAAAAAAAAAAAAAAAAAGGGGUUAGAUCAAAUUCUUUGUAAAUAUGUAAGCCCUGUACUCUAUUUUCUGGAACGUUUCAUCUCAUGGACUGGUUGUUGUGCUUGUCACUCUGUAGUAGCCGUGACUUAAGUUUUGUAUUGGGACUAUACAGCAACUUCUACUUGGGUUUUUGACAAUGUCGAAUGUUCCAGUUCUUAGAUCGUGAGCCGAAGGCAUAACCCGGUAAGCCUUAAAACGGUGUUUUCGGGAAGGGCGUUAUGUUGGAAACAGGGUAAAAAGACCUAGUCUGAAAUAAUGGUCAAGAUCUCCACUUCAAAUUGAACCUUCAAUUCCAAAACGGUUGGAAAAAGCAAUUCGAAAGGGUGUCGUUCAGAAAACUAAAUGGAGGCCAUUACAGGUUGCUGGAUAGUCAUAUUUUUUGGAGAAAGUCGGAGAAAAAAAAAAAAGAAGAUGUUAUGAGCUAUCUUGAAAUGUUCAAGGUUUUUCUUUCUAAAUGCAUGUAAACUCGCUGUGUGACAAAUAGGAAGAUAAUUUGUUUUCUUUUUACGACUCCGAUAUUUGAUAAUUCCUCUUCUUUUCUAAGAAUCCUUUAUAAAGGUUAAGUUCUCUAUUUUGUACGAAAUGUCGUUGUAAAGAUUGUAAAUACGGCAGCGUUCUGGAUGCUCGGCAAAGAAGAGUUCCGAGUCGAGUUCCGAUAAAACCUCGGAUAGGUUUAACGAAAAGCGCUAGGCAGCCUCCACACAGUAAAUCCACCCACCGUACAACCAACCACUGUUUGUUCAAAUCAAUAAAGUACAUGUUAUAUUUCAUCACCUGCUUCUUCUCA